GGAGGGAAGGGGGAAUAUGGAACGAGAGAGAGAGAGAGAGAACGUAAAGACGACAGCAGGAGUCUCAGACGUCAUGAUAAGUUGGGGGGCGGAGAGAACAGAGUGAGAGAGAGAGAGAGAGAGGGACGCACAGUACUUUGAAUUCACGAAGUCUUUGCAUCAGUGGUGUAGACCUUCUACUCAAGAUGUUGGUAUAGUGUUCAAUCAGGGCUAAUGUAGCACAAUUCUUGGAAAAAAAAUGCGGACGGUCUUGAUGGCCCUUGUAGUUUUAUGGUGUUGUCUUUUAGCCAUAAUUCUGCCUGUAAUACUGGGCCAACAAGUUCAGAAUGACUGGGAUAGAAAGAAAGUAGAUCAAGCAGAUUGGAAUAAGGAGGAAAACCAGCAAGACCACUCUGAGAUAGCCCGUACACGUGUAGAUGGGUUGAUUGGUUCAAACCCUUCCAGUGUUCUACGUCACGCUGAUGCUAAUCGGCCUUUAGAUAAGACCGUGGCCUCUAAUCAGUUGAACACACGCCUACUGGACUGGGACGACUCGGCCCUGACUGCCGGCCAGACUCGUCAAAGGUCACAGGGAAGAGAUGCCGAGACUAAAGAUAGGAAAGAUAACCAGGCCAGUUGGGACGUCGAUCCGCUCUGGUCAGACAAUGACGAUGGUCAGAGCGAAACGGACGAGGGUCAGCAUGACCCCCAUGACAGUGUGGGGGAGAGGAAGGAGCACCUUGUGCUGUCAGUCAGCGCCCCGGAUUUGUUUCAGACAAUUACUCUGGUGUUGGACCAGGUGUCAGAGCUCCUCUCCCCUGGCUUUGUGAUUCAAAGGGUGCAGGGAAACGUCUCCUGGUUGGAGGAAGUGCAGGACAGAGGAAUGGAUUGUUAUUUUUCUGGGAUCGUCAUGCAACACCCAAAUAACUCCAACGUAGCUUUAAGUUUAUGCGAUGGAGUGAGAGGCAUCAUUCAAAUGAAUGGGGAGAGAUAUUACAUUCGUCCAGAAACCUUGCGAGGUUCCCACAACAUGUUUUCAGAAGCAUCCAAAUCAUCCAGUUCAUUUCUGUCAAUACUUUCACCGUAUUUAAAACAAUAUCAACAUAUCGUCAGCAGGAUUGCCAUCAAAAAUCCACAUUCUCCCUCCAAUUGUAGUAUAACAGCUAAUUUUAAACAUCACCGUUUAAAGAAACAUCAGGACAAAUUAGAAGCAUAUAAACAAUUGUAUCAUAGUAGUCAAUAUGAACACUUGAAAGAUGUGUCAUUCGGUGAGGCCACGGGGAGUCUUAAGGAGAAUAGAAGAAGACGCUCGGUUGGAGUCUCCAGAAGACACACUGUAGAGACACUGGUGGUGGCUGAUGCCAAGAUGUAUGAGUACCACGGAAAGGACGUUGAGAAUUACGUCUUAACCCUCAUGUCUAUUGUAAAAACUAUCUACCAAAGUCCAUCUAUAGGAAAUUUUAUUAAUGUUGUGGUUGUAAAGCUUAUCAUUUAUGAAAAAUCAUCUGAAACACCAUUUAAAGUCAACCAGAGCGCAGCAGGGACAUUAAAAAAUUUUUGUCAGUGGCAGCAUAAAAAUAAGGAAUCCAGCAAAGAGAGUCACUAUGACACAGCUAUUCUUAUCACCAGGGAAAAUAUAUGCAGAGCUCCAGGCAAAUGUGAUACUUUAGGCCUUGCGGAACUUGGAACCAUCUGUGAUAAACUAAGAAGCUGCUCUCUUAUAGAAGAUAAUGGGAUCAGUGCAGCUUUUACUAUAGCUCAUGAACUUGGUCAUGUUUUUAAUCUUCCUCAUGAUGAUGACAAACAGUGUACCGAGUCUUUACCAGAGAAUCAAAAAGUAGCAUUCCAUGUCAUGGCCCCAACUCUGGAUUACAAUGCCAGUCCUUGGGAUUGGUCCAGUUGCAGUGCUAAACUUAUGACAGAUUUUCUUGAAUCAGGACUAGCCUCUUGUUUACUUGAUGGUCCUCGAGUUAAAACCUGGAUGAGUACUAUGCAAAGUUUAAAUCAGCCAGGAUGGAAUUAUUCUGUGAAUAAACAAUGUAAAUUUGUUUUUGGUGAAGAAUUCGCUCUUUGUCCUUACUCGGUAAAUAUGUCUCAUUUUGAAAUUAUUCAUCAUGCAAUUUUCCAUUGUUUAGCUUGUGCAGUUGGGGGAGAGAAGGGGAUGACCAUGAUUGUUUAUUGGGUGAAUUACGUAGGAGACAUUUUGAUUCAAUUGCAGAAUAACCCAGUGUGUCGAAGGUUAUGGUGCACAAAUUCAAGUGACAGCAAAAUAGGCUGCCGAACAAAGCAUAUGCCUUGGGCUGAUGGUACUCCAUGUGGAGACAAUAAAGUCUGUCAGCAUGGUGACUGCUUGGUUGUUACCGAGCCCAAACCUAAAGCAGUCAAUGGUGGUUGGGGACAUUGGAAGCAGUAUGGACCUUGCUCAAGAACAUGUGGUGGAGGUGUCAAAUCUAAAAUUCGUGAAUGUGAUAAUCCUGUCCCAAAAAAUGGAGGGACUUACUGUUUAGGUGCGAGAGUUAGGUACAAGUCCUGUUUUGUAAAGGAGUGUCCUUCACCUAGCAGAGACUUCAGAGCAAUGCAGUGUGAUAGUGAAGAGAUGAGAAGAAAAAAUAGGGUUAAGGAGCUUCCUAAUAAUUCCACAUGGAACCCAAAAACCAGUGGAGUGCACUUAAAGGAUGUCUGUAAGUUGUAUUGUGGUGCAGGGAACAGUUCAAUCUAUUCAUUGUUUGCUAAGAAAGUGAUUGAUGGAACCAAGUGUGGUCCUUAUACUGAAGAUAUUUGUGUCAAUGGACAAUGCUGGGCUGUAGGCUGUGAUAACAAACUUGGAUCUAAAAUGAAGAGAGACAUGUGUGGGGUGUGUGGUGGAGACAACUUCACAUGUAGAUCUGUCACUGGAAUAUUCAACAAUGCUAUAUAUGGUUACAAUCUUGUUGGAACCAUCCCUCAAGGUGCAACUCAUAUAGACAUUCGACAGUAUGGACAAAUGAGGCACACAAAAGAUGAUGACAAUUAUUUAGCACUGAAAGAUUCUCAGCAAAGAUAUAUACUUAAUGGAGAAUACAGUGUCAGGACAGAACCAUGGAAAAUAAAGUUAGGAGGUGCAAUUAUUGAAUAUAGUGGCUCUGAGGAAUUUGUGGAAAGAAUCAAUACAACAAUGAUCAUUGGAGAGGACAUAACUCUGUAUGUUCUUUCAGUUGGCAAAUUAAAUCCACCUAAUAUAACAUAUUCUUACUUGGUAUCUGUUACCAAAAAAGUUGUCUGGAAAAAUCUUGGUUGGAGCAAGUGCAAUUCAGUUUGCAAUGGGGAGAGAAAAAGUUUGAUCAAGUGUGUACGUGAAGAAGACACUCACAAAGUUCAGCCUAAGCGAUGCAGUAAUCUGGAGCGUCCAAAGGCAAUUAGUGAGAGAUGUAAUACAGACUGUACUAUCAGUUGGAGAGUGUUUAAGAAUGAGGAGUGUCCAGUCAGAUGUGGUAAAGGAAUGAGACGCCAGCUGGUUCACUGUGUGAAAGUAACAGACUAUAAAAAUGUUGUCAUUAUUCAUGAUAAAGAAUGUAUCAAACUGUAUGGUGCUAAGCCAGAUGAGCAUGUACCUUGUGAUGGUUCUUGUCUGCCCACCUACUGGACAUAUACAGAGUGGUCACAAUGCUCCUCAAGUUGUGGUGAUGGUUUACAACACAGACAAGCCAAAUGUGUGGAUGAUACUGCCAAAGAGCUGCCAGACAAAGAGUGUGCUGGUAAAGACAAAGAGUUGACACGCCAUUGUAGCAACCCACAGUGUGCUGAGUGGACAACUACACAGUGGACUGGGUGUUCAGUGACAUGUGGGUAUGGUUACAAACAAAGAAAAGUUUUGUGUGUUCAAGGAAAUCAAAAAGUGGAAGAUGGCCUCUGUUCCAAAAAAAAACCAGUCAAUAAAAAAGAAUGUACUCUGAAGGAGUGUCCAGAGUGGACAGCAGGUGGCUGGGGGCCUUGUUCAGUAACCUGUGGUAAAGGUGUCAAUAUGAGGGCUGUGAAAUGUCGCACUGGCAACUUCUCACAAGAGGAUGAUGUUUGUGAUGCUAGUAGAAAGGUUAAUGACAGGCAGCCAUGUUUCCUGGGACCAUGUCCAACAGAAGCACCUACUUCUACAACAACCAUUAAGUCUGUCUCUAAAGGAGGCUUCUGGAGAGCUGGAGCUUGGACAGAGUGUUCUUCCCUGUGUGAUUCUGGCACCAAAUACAGAGUAGUCAGUUGCACAGCAUAUAAUGGAACUGUACUGGAUGAAUCAGAAUGUUCACAUCUACAGCGGCCAGCUAGUAAAGAAAACUGCUUCCUAAGGCCAUGUGGCCACUGGCAUCAGGGAGACUGGAGUGAUUGUUCAGUCACCUGUGGGAGUGGUGUUCAGAUUCGAUAUGUUAGCUGUACAUUCAAUAAACAACGCCAGGAUGAAAGGUUCUGUGAUGUGAGUGUCAAACCAGAAACAGAGAUACAGUGUAACAGAGGGACAUGUCUAAGUCAUGAAGAUCUUAGCAUUGCUGUCAUCACAAGUAAUAAAGUUGUGGGCACCAGCCACUGGAGAAUUGGACCUUGGAGUAGUUGUUCUAGCACAUGUGGCUCUGGAUGGGAAAGACGUCUUGUUGUCUGCAGUGAUGAGAAGGGUCCAAGUAAGAACUGUGAUAUCACUUUAAGACCUGAUGAAUUUAAAGCCUGUGACAGUGGAGCUUGCCCAAGUUGGAAAACAGAUGUCUGGUCUAAUUGUUCAGCUAGUGACUGUGACUCAGAAGGUAUACAGAAAAGAUUAGUUGUCUGUCAACUCCCCAACAAUGACAUACUUGCCAACUCCAACUGUGAUCCUAAAAAAAAACCUCCUGAACUCCAGAAUUGUAAAGCUCAAUGUCAGAGACCUGAGGGAACUUGGAAGGAAGGUUCAUGGUCAGGGUGUUCUGUAACAUGUGGACAAGGCAUGAGAGUAAGAAACUUGACAUGUCAAGACAGUAAAAACACAGUUAUUGACCAGAUAUAUUGUAAAGAUAAGAAACCCAGAAACACAAAACCAUGCUUUAGGAGAGCAUGUCCAACCUGGCAUGUUGGCAAGUGGAGUCAGUGUUCUGCAAGUUGUGGAGCAGGAGAGAAAACAAGAAGAGUUCAUUGUAUGGACAAGAGGAAAAAGUUUGUAGAUGACAAAUACUGUGAAUAUCAACCCAAACCAAUGAUGCAGACACCAUGUGAGCAAGAAGACUGUAAUUCAUACACCUGGCAAGUGGAACCUUGGUCAGAGUGUUCAACAACCUGCGGCUUUGGCAGUAAGAAGCGCUCUUUGUAUUGCCAAGAUCCCAAAGGUACCAGAGUUUCAACACAUCUAUGUGAUGAUGCCACAAAGCCAAAAGAUAAAAGAAGAUGUAGUGAAUUUCCAUGUCCAUAUAUGUGGAUUGAUGGACCUUGGUCUGAGUGCUCCAAAACUUGUGGAAUGGGAACCCAAACCAGACAGGUUUCAUGUCAAGCUGUUACCAAGGAAUACUGGAUAUUGCCUGGGGAAGCUCACUACAAAUGUCGUGCCAGUGAGAAACCAAUCUCUCAUAGAUAUUGCAGCACAGGAAACUGUGCAGCAGAUGCUCAUUGGGAAUAUGGGCCUUGGGGAGAGUGCUCUGCAAAAUGUGGCAAGGGCAUUCAGACACGACCAAUUUAUUGUGUUGACAUGAAUGGAGAAAAGGUCAACAACUCAGAGUGUAUCUCAUACUUCAAACCAGGGACUAAUAGACCAUGUUAUGGUGGACAUUGUUAUGCUACAUCUUGUAAAGAGCUCAAGAACAUGACUACAAUACGUGUGGAUGGAGAUUAUCACCUGAAAGUAGGAAACCAACUUGUCAAGAUUUAUUGCCAUGAAAUGAGAAAAAAACAUCCCAAGGAAUACAUUUCAUUAAUACAAGGAGCAGAAGAAAACUAUGCUGAAAUGUUUGAGAAGAAGCUAAAAGUGCCUACCUUUUGUCCCUAUGAUGGCAUGCGUCCUGAUGAAUAUUGCCUAGAGUGUCGUAAGAAAACUUUUGAACAUGCUGGAAAUUCAAGCUUCUUUAAGAUCAGAAUAAAUUUAGAAACUCUGACUGUGAUAACUACCGAUACAACAUUUGGUAAAACACAUUUUGGUAACUCUGUGCCUUAUGCGACAGGUGGUGAUUGUUACAGCUCUAGCAAUUGUCCACAGGGUCGCUUCAGCAUAAAUCUUGUUGAUACUGGUUUCACAGUUUCUACCAAUACCACAUGGACUCUUCAAGGUAACAGAGCUUCACAACGAAUAUGGAGGCUAAGGGAUGGACAGAUUAUACGAGGUGUAUGCGGUGGUUACUGUGGAGUUUGUUCUCCAGAUCCCAAGAAUGGCCUCAAGUUGGAUCUUUUGAGAUGAAAGCAUUUCUAAAACAUUUUUAAAAAAACUAUUUUCAUUUCAGGUAUUGUUAAGCAUCAAAAAGAAAAAAAAAUAUUUCAAUGUAAAAUAAAAGAAUAGUUUUGACAUUCUCUAGGAAGUUUUGCUUUAAUAGUCAGACCUGAUUAUGCUGAAUGUCACAUCUAUAUAUAUAUAGAGAGAGAGCAUUCAAUAUUGACAUGUUCCUAUCAAAGACAGAAAAGCUUGGACAGAGUUUUCAAACAUUUUUGACCUAAUGAGGUCUGGCUAUAAUUUUAGUAAUAUCUAUUAUGUAUGCUUGAACCAUGAAUCCUAAAUGUAUUUUCUUUUGUAAUAUUUUUGUUAGUCAUAUGGUUGUUCUUAUUAAUUUUAUAUAUGGUAUUGGAAGCACAAGAAAUAUUGUUUGUUUAUGAUUUGUAUAUAGCAAUUUUGUCUUUUCUUGGCCUGAUUAAAAAAAAAAAUUAUUUUAAAAAUAUAAUUUAAAAAAAAGGGAAUUUUUUAAUUAAAGAAAAAAAAAAGUUUUCUUAUGUCUGAACAGCUUGUUUUAACAGAUCUAGGGUUAAGGUACAAUGAUUGAGCAAAAAAAAAUGACUUGCAGAUUGUUACCUAACAAAUGUGUUCAAUGUUUAGAACUAAUUUUUAUAGAAUAAUCUUUAGAAAUUGUCAUACAGCUUUUUCUUCUCUUGGCUUGUCCAACUUGAUUAACCCAAUGAUUAUGUUGUCAGAUGCUUAGUAUAUUCAUUGCAGCAUAUUUGUUUUUCUCAACUUUCAUUUAUUGAUUCCCUUUUUUUUUAUACAGACUCAUAAAAGUGAUGGUAAUGAAUAUAAUAUAAUAGUUAUUAUGUAGUAAAAUUUCUAAAACUGAAGCUUUUUAAUUUCAUCAAGUCACGUAGCUAACUUGAAGAGAUUUCCUCACUGACCACAAACUUACUCUGUUAACUAAGUGUUGAAUAUAGGAAAUGUUAUCGCAAUAAACAAAACUACCAAAUUUACCGUUAAAGUAAAGUGUGUGACAAAUAGCCUUGCAUCUUACAGAACCAAACCAACACAAGGGCAUCACUAGAUAAUGAGGUCAUCACUCUGCUGAAGAAGUAUUAAGAUCCAUAAGGUGUAUUAAUUCAUCAUGACACAGACGACAUCUUUAAAAUGCACAAAAAAAGGUCAAGGACUUUUUGUUUUCUAAUUUUCAAAAAAUGAAUUUUUUUCUUAAUAACUUUAACAGUGUUCAAACUAAUUAAUAAAUUGAGACAUAAGAUAAUUGAUUACUAAAAUUUAAAGAAUAAACAUAGUUUUUCUUAGAAUAUUUUUUUUUUAUAUUGUGCAAUAAAAAUUGUUUCCUUAAAUGUAUAUAUAAAAACAAACAAAUUGAAUUCUACAUUGUAUUUAUUAUAUAGCAUUUUAAAUUUGAAGAAAUGAAAUCAAAACCUUUCAAUUAAUCGAAUGAAUCAAAUUUGAGGGAAAAAAGUUAGAUUUAAAUACAAAUUUAAAUAAUGUAAUUAUAAGGGGAGAAAUUUGGAUACUUAAAAUGCUUGAUUUACAAACUAAUCUUCUAUUGGUUUUAUUCAACUUGAACUAAUUUGCUAUUAUUUAAAUGAUUAUGAUAAUAAGACUAAGCAUCAGCCUUAAAGAUAGAGAGUCAAAGAUAAUAUACAUUAGAGUCAUUCCAAGAGACAAUACAAAUGUUUUCUAUUUAUUUUAUUCAGCUAUUUAUAAUAUGUUACAAAGAAUUCUAUAUUUUGAUGACUGAAUGUAUUAAAACCUUAAUAAUUGUAUAUGUUGACAAAUUAUGCUGUUUUUAUUUUGAAUAUAUUUAUAUACUGUGUAUCUGUAUAUAUUUCUCUAUACAUAGCUUUUAAUAGACAUUUGUAUUUUUAUUGCAUUGUUAUAAUUCCAUUAUUGCACAUUAUAUUUCUCAUUUUGAAUCAUAAUAUGUAAAUGUUAUUUUUCUCUAUUGCUUAAUUUCUAUGUAGGCCUGUUAGUUUGUACAUAGGUUAUAUAGUUUAUAUAUAAUUGUACAAUAUAUUUAUCUAUUAUAUAAAAGUGUAUAUAAUAUGUAGAAUCUGUUUUGACUAAGUGACAUAAUUUCUACACUUGUACAAAUCUAUUAAAGGCAAAAAAGGCAAAUUACAAUUUUUGUCAGUAUUAAUUUCUUUUAGCUAAGAGAAACAUUAUAGGGAGUAUUAGUUGUUGUUUAUUAAUUCACACUAUAAUAAAUAGAAUAAUUCACUAAGCUCAUCCAUGCUAGGGCUUUCAUGUAUUAAUAUAUGCUCAGCCAGCACUGCCUCAGUAUUCAGUUUAUAACUGAUCAUAGUAAGUUAUUAUAACUUUAUGUUCCUCAUGACUUGUCACAUUUUCAUCUCUAGUAGCUCUUGUGUUACAUUUUCAUGUUCAAUUAUAUGGCUUUAUUUUUUGGUUGCAUUUUAGAUAAAAUGGAUGUUGUAUUUAAAAAAAAAUAUUUCUAGUCAUAUUUGUUUAUUUAGAUUGAAAUAGUCAAAUGAUUGAAUACAGAUAAAAUUUGAAAAAAAAAACUUUACAUAAAACUAAAAUAAAUCUUUUUUUUUCUUUCACCCAAAUAAUUAUUUAUGCUUGAUAUCAUUUUAAGUCUCUUUCCUAUAUAUAUUCUAAAAAUUAUUUUUUAAUAAGAGUUGUCAGUGGUUAUGAAAAGGACAAGUUUUUCUCUUCAUUAGAUGACAUUAGAUUUUAAAAUGUCCUGUGUUAUUGUUUAGUUUCACAUACAAACCAAACCUAAUGUGUUAAGAAAUACAUUAUUUUUAACUGACUUUCUUAUUUUAUUUUGUACUUUAUUUUAUUAUAAGUUAUUUUGCCAUAAUAUAAAAAGUCUGAUUUCAUUUUUGUAUCUAGCAAAUCAAUUGUUUUUUAAAUUAUAGAGAAUAAUGUUCAAUCAUACUAGUAGAUGCUAAUUAGCAUUUUCAUUUUCUGUAGUUUACAACAGACAUUUAAAAAAUUAUAGUUCCAAUCGUAUUUAGUGGAUAUAAAACUAUUAAGUGACUUUUAAUUGUCCAUGUUAAUCAAAUAUACAUCUUUUAUUUAUUUAAAAGUAUUUCUAAUAUUAUAGGCCUAUUUUAUUUUAAAAUAUCACAAUUAUUUAUUUACUUGUAUUAGUGUAUGUUUUUUAUUUUUAAAGAGUGUUACAAAGAAAAGAAAGUCUUAGUAAUCCAACUAUAUAUUUUAAAAAAUUUUAAAGUAUCAUAUAAGCUGAUUGGAUAUAAGCAUUCAAUUGGAACAUCAUCUCAAAGUACAUAAACCUUAUCUGCUUCCAGAGAUUUAAAAGGAUAUAGAGUCCAAAAAGUAAAGAAAAGUCCAAUAUUUCAAAUGGAUACAUAGCUCCAGCUUACUUUCUUUUUUGUCUUCACCUGACUUCAGUGGGUCUCAAUUGUUUGUGGUGCAGUCUUCUACCUUUGAUGAGAUAAAUGUUCAGAUAAUAUUGAACAAGUGCUCCUUAUAAUUCUUCCCUAGAGCCAUUAGAGCAUGGACUAAGAAGAGUUUAAGUCUCUAAGUAACAUGCAAGACUGUAUUGAUAUGGAUGUAUAUGUUUAGAAAGUAUAUAUAAUUAUCCUCUUUUAAGAAGGAAUAAGAUAAGAUGUGAAGCAAUUUGCCCUUUGGUUGAUUUUAAUUAAUUCCAGAUGAAACUUCAUCAUCAUUUUGACUAAAAUUAGAAGCUUCUUAGUUCAGUAUUUCUUUGCUUCUUCUCAAUGGUAGUAAGUUUCUUGAUGGUCUUAUCUAGUUAUGGUAUACACCAUUAAUAAGACAUAGUCUUUGAGAUGUAUUUCAGUUGGAUGAGAGUCACUAAGUACAAAAUGGUAAUCAUUUUUACAUAUCAAACUAUUUUGUUCACUUUCCUUUCUUUGAUUUUUCUUUGAACAUUGUUAGCUAAUUAUAUGUUUUAUCUACCUUGUACUGUUGCUAUUUGUUCAUCAUGAUUCCACUGUGCAACCAUUGUUACAUUUUUUACAUUAAUGUUCAAAAGAUGACAAUGAUAUUUGCUCUAUAUUUAUAUUUCAAAUAUUUUAUACUAUUUUAUGUUUAGCCUUUUUUUUAUACAAUACAUUUUUUAUUGUUUGUUAUUCAUUGCAUGUUAAUGUUUGCAUGAAGUUAACAACUUUAUUCAUGAUUUCUCCCACUUAAAUUGUACACAUUUUUAGAAUUAGAAUUUUUAACCUGUGUACAUUGCACCUUUGUCUGCUGAUGAGGCUACAUUGAUAGAAAAGUUUUAGGGCUUAAAUUAAAGCAAGCAGAUGGGGUGGAAAGAAAACUUCAUUCACAACAUUCUCAUGUAACUACAGCGAGCCUUACCCUUUCAUACAUGAUAGUCCAAAAAGUAUUUUAAUUCCGUGACUUAAUAUCAUUAGUCCCUUAGUCUGCUGGGUCUCAUUGGGAAAAAAAACUUAUGUUCUUAAUUGUUUAACAGAUUGACUUUAUAUGUCCCCUAUCUUGUUGUCACAUUGAAAUGUUGAUGCACACUAGCAGGAAUGUUAUUAUAAAUUUUUCUGUUUAAAUAGUCACUAGUGGGGAGUUUAGAAGGGUAAAUCAAGAAGUUGGACUUGACCAGCAAGGUUUUCCACCUGGGUGGGUGUGAGUCUAAGUGUAUAAACAGCUUUUCUUUUUAAUCUAUAUUUUAAUAUAAAUGUCAACAUGUAAAUCUGUAUUAUUGUCCAUUAAUGCAUGCAGACAAAUUAGCAUAAUUGUUGUGGAUAUUUUGUGGUAUAUAAAUAUGUACAUAUGUUUUUUUUAUUAUUCUAUUAGCAAUUGUUCUAAUUAUAUUUUGUCAUAGCCCAAAUCUAAGCAAGCACUAAAUGAAUUGGUCAGUUUUUUGUUUUCUAGAGGCAUUUAACUGUUUGUAUUGUGAGAUCUAUGUUUGGUAGAUUUGCAGACAUAUUUGUCAUUAAUAAAAGAUGGAGAGAGCGCGAGAGAAAAAUUAUACUGCUCAAAUGUGAUUGCUUAUCUUGCCUUGAUCACAGAUGACACAUUUAAUUCAAAUAAAUCAAAGUAAUGUGCUAA
Biomphalaria glabrata is the source of this 11371-nucleotide messenger RNA. RefSeq names its product A disintegrin and metalloproteinase with thrombospondin motifs 9-like. Gene Ontology annotation, cellular component: extracellular matrix. Gene Ontology annotation, biological process: extracellular matrix organization; proteolysis. Gene Ontology annotation, molecular function: zinc ion binding; metalloendopeptidase activity. Bases 239 to 6355 code for a protein of 2038 amino acids. NCBI's taxonomy places the organism in Eukaryota, Metazoa, Mollusca, Gastropoda, Planorbidae. The record is from RefSeq and is a predicted model, not a curated record. The transcript is spliced from 41 exons.